UUUCUAGAGAGCACAUUGCACAACACAAACACUACAACACUCAUUGGAUUCUAACAUUCUCGCGUCGGUCUCAGACCAAAACAUUACAAUUUUAUUGUACUGAUUCGGCAAAUUGAUCUAAGUCAUGACGGAUAAUCAAGGUGUCAGUGCAUUCCCUAUGCCUCCAAUGCAAUAUGUCAACAACUAUAGUGACGAUAACAUAAAAAGAGGGAAAGCACCACAGCCUCCAACUCCCAUUCAGGACUCCUACUCCAUGUUUGGGGCUCAGUACUCAGCUGAUGAUGCGAUUAUUCGACCCUUGGAAGCCUCCGGGUGCCGCAGACUGUAUCCUCACAACUACGAUCACAAGCGGGAGCUCAAGAAGUUGAACCAUUCCAUACUGGUGAAUUUCCUGGACCUGCUUGAUGUUUUGAUAAGAGCACCAGAGUCUCCAAAACGGGCAGAGAAGUUGGAAGACAUCAACCUCCUGUUUAUCAACAUGCACCAUCUCAUCAAUGAAUUCAGACCACACCAAGCACGAGAGACGCUGCGAGUUAUGAUGGAACUUCAACGCAAUCAGAGGUCAGAGGUAGCACGCAAGUUUCAGGAACACUUUGACAAGGUGAUGGACUUGAUCCAGACUGCGAUGAACUCAAUCCCAGAGGAUGUUGGGAUGGAUUCUACCCUGGUCUCCGACUCAGAUCUGCUCAACGCUGUGGCUGAGGUGAAGUCGGAGCCCAUGGACCUUGAGGCAUGUGACAGCCUCGAUACUAUGAUGUGUAAAAUUGUGGACGAUAUGACGUAGGGAUGCUAGACAUAGUCACGGAGAUGUCAUACAAUUGCUGUAAAACAGAGUUCUUUUGCAAGCAUUUUACUUCUGAGAAUUUGUAGAGCCAAAAUUCAUGCAGAAAUUUUUUUUUCGGGGGAGGGGGGUGUCCUCAACAAACAUUUUACAGGGACAACUGUAUUGAGAAAUGGUCUUAUACGAUCUUUGAAAAUUAAGCACUUUGAAUUGACAUGUUGCCCUUGGCAAGAUAAAACUGUUAUACAGUAAUUGGAAAUAGUUUGGUUUCAAGAGAAGUUACUGAACAGAUUCUCUCAUGUAUAAAUAGUACUAGUGUAAACAUUUGCUGCAAGCAGUUAGUGGUUUGAUUGUAAGAGUUACCUGAAUUGUGCAAAUGAUUUUGCAAAUGUGUAAGCCUGUAGGAGCGUAUUUUGAGCAUGAUUGUGUGCGUUUGUGUUUGUGGGGAUGACCGCUUGUGAGUGGGUGCUUGGAAUGUUUGUGAUUGAGUAUUUUGCACAGCUGAGUCUUAGAAAAUGUUACGUUUUUUUAUGGUACCAUACUCAACAAAUGCAAUGUUUGGUCUUGAAUGUUCUCAUAUUUGUCAUUAAAGAUGAUCAAAAAGACCAC
Molecule: messenger RNA, 1390 nt
Organism: Aplysia californica (California sea hare)
Lineage: Eukaryota; Metazoa; Mollusca; Gastropoda; Aplysiida; Aplysiidae
Product: mediator of RNA polymerase II transcription subunit 7
Exons: 5
Coding region: 125-784 (219 amino acids)
Biological process (GO): regulation of transcription by RNA polymerase II
Cellular component (GO): mediator complex; core mediator complex
Molecular function (GO): transcription coregulator activity
Source: RefSeq, a predicted model, not a curated record